AUGUCUCGUCCCGAACUCUUACCACCGGUACACUACACCACAGCCGAUUUACUUUCAGGUAAAGCAGCCUUCCAAAUUUUUCAGAAUUUUCGCUUUGGCGCUAAAAGUCAAAAUUUGCUCAUUAAAAUUUUCACCCUUGACACCCCACGAAAAAAAUCCUGGCUACGUGUCUGCUUUAUAAAAAAUUUAAAAAGACAACCUCGAAAAAGGUUCCUACAUUCCUCCCUCAAAUCUUGUCUCGAUAUCUCUAAAAUUUCGAUAAUCCAGAUUUCUCUCCUAUCCUUCCCUUUUAUAUCAAAAACUCUUUCAAUUAUUUAG
Messenger RNA from Meloidogyne enterolobii, 318 nucleotides. The record is from the annotation of a GenBank genome assembly. Lineage: Eukaryota; Metazoa; Nematoda; Chromadorea; Rhabditida; Meloidogynidae.